AUGACUUUUAACGGGGGAAACCAACAAAACCGGUCAAAUAAUAAUAAUAAUCAAUUUUCACAUAAAAAAGAAAAAGUUAUUCCAGCGACCCUUAAAAAACAAGUUGACUGUGAAGCAGGGAAUUAUUCAGUUGGAGUCUCUGCCACAUGUAAAGUAAUUUUGAAGGAUGGUACCUUUCAUAUGGAUAUUGGUUACGGAUCAGCUGACAAGAUGAAAAAUAAGUCAAUGGCCUUGGAAAAAGCCAAGAAGGAAGCAGUUGCCGAUGCUUUGAAACGUACUUUAAGAAAAUUUGGGAAUUUUUUAGGUAAUUGUUUAUAUGAUAGAGAAUAUUCGAAACAAAUAAGAAAAGUUAAAGUGUCACCUCAUAUAUCUGUAAAUGUAUCUAUACAUGUAACUGGGAUUGAAUCUGUAAUUAAGCGUAAUUCCUCUUCCUCUUCAUGA
Messenger RNA from Diversispora eburnea, 441 nucleotides. The record is from the annotation of a GenBank genome assembly. Lineage: Eukaryota; Fungi; Glomeromycota; Glomeromycetes; Diversisporales; Diversisporaceae.